Molecule: messenger RNA, 1055 nt
Organism: Solenopsis invicta (red fire ant)
Lineage: Eukaryota; Metazoa; Arthropoda; Insecta; Hymenoptera; Formicidae
Gene: Ski6
Product: exosome complex component RRP41
Exons: 3
Coding region: 130-948 (272 amino acids)
Biological process (GO): U4 snRNA 3'-end processing; poly(A)-dependent snoRNA 3'-end processing; nuclear mRNA surveillance
Cellular component (GO): cytoplasmic exosome (RNase complex); nuclear exosome (RNase complex); nucleolus
Source: RefSeq, a predicted model, not a curated record
UAGAUGGCAAUGCCAUCCAUAUUUGCGCCAUGUGCGUGUGCGUGUAAACAAUACAGGAAGUACGUUAGAGGUUAGGAUUAGGUAAAACGGGUAAAACUUGUUUUAAUUAAGUUUAAUUUGUAAAAUAUAAUGGAGCCGAAUCAGGAGGAUGAUCACGGUGGAUUACGCGUUGACGGUAGACGAGCGUUAGAGUUGAGGCAGAUCCGUAUGCGGAUGGGAGUGUUCGGACAGGCUGACGGGAGUGCGUACAUAGAACAAGGCAACACAAAGGUUUUAACCGCGGUGUACGGUCCUCGUCAGCCAAAAAGCAGCUCAGCGAAGAGCAGUACAAAGGCUAUCAUAAAUUGCCAGUACAGUAUGGCUGUAUUUAGUUUUACUUCUGGCGAACGGAAGCGAAGACCCAGAGGAGACUGGAAGUCGCAGGAGAGAUCAGCGCAAUUGCGCCAUGCAAUGGAGGCCAUAAUACACUUAGAGCUCUAUCCACGUUCUCAAAUUGACGUUUUUGUAGAGGUUCUACAAGUUGAUGGCAGUGAUUAUUGUGUAUCUGUGAACGCUGCAACACUCGCGUUAAUAGAUGCUGGAAUUCCAAUCAAGAAUUAUGCCAUUGGGUGUACCGUGACUCUCAUUAAUAAACCAUCGACAGAAGACGAAGAUAAAACAUUAGCGAUGGGAGUACUAGACGCGAAUUAUGUAGAGGAGUGCUCUCCAGGAGUUACUUUGUCUGUUGUCGCAUUGCUAGAAACGAAUAAUGAGAUUGAUGUAAAUGGAAAUGGUUUGAUAGUAGUAGCACACGGAGCAGGACAGAGAUUACAUUUGUCACGUUUAGAAGCACUCAAGCAACGCGCAUUACAAGGUUGCCAGGACAUAAAGAAUAUAUUGGAUCGUGGUGUGAGGCAUCAUCUAACUGCGAAUAUGCUGCCUUCUUUCAUGCAUAAUUCACUCGAUUAGCAAGAGAGAAGGAUAAUUAUAUUUCAUAAAACUCUGUAAGAGAUUUUAUAUAAUUUAAUGAUUUCUGUACAUAAACAACUAAUAGAAAAUUACUUUUUCUUAAAAAA